GAGGUUGUCGUUUCGUCGUGUGCUUCACUAUAACGAUCGUUCCUUUCAGAUGAGGAUAUAAGGUGCACUCAUUGUAUUAGUUAAUAGUAAACAUGGUUUGUGCAAGUCAUAGGAGGCAGGUGUCUGAAAUACUAAGAACAUAUUCUAAUGCAUUACACACACCAAGAAGAAUGCCUACAAAUAAAUAUCAGUGCAAGAGCAAUGUGAAGUUAACAUCAUUCUUUGCUUUGAUUGUUAACUUGCACUUCAGUUUUGCGUAUACAAAAGAUAACUUUAUUGUUGAAGGUGACAAAAAUUCACCAGUUGUAAAUCAGUCACAAAAUACAAUAUGUUCCAAAACUGCAAUAGGAGAUGAUCUGAAACCAAAUAUUGUCCUGAUUAUGGCAGAUGACCUGGGCUGGGGUGACUUUGGCUCAUACUGGCCUCACACAGCUUUGACACCAAAUGUUGAUGCCAUUACCAAGGAAGGAAUGAGGCUCACAGAUUUUCAUGCUAGUGCAUCGGUGUGUGCACCAUCUCGAAGUGCACUCCUCACUGGUCGACUUGGACUAAGGACUGGAGUUGUGCAAAACUUUGCUAAAGAUGCUGUCGGGGGUAUUCCUGAGAAUGAGACAACGUUGGCAGAAAUCUUGAGGGAUGCUGGAUAUAGGACUGCUAUGAUUGGAAAAUGGCAUCUGGGUACAUCACCUGGUCACCAUCCUAUAGAUAAAGGUUUUCAGGCCUAUCUCGGAAUUCCAUACAGUAUUGACAUGGGCUGUACUGAUCCACCAGGGGCAAAUUUACCAGCCUGUCCUCCCUGCCCCCAUGUCUAG
Messenger RNA from Schistocerca piceifrons (Central American locust), 812 nucleotides. RefSeq names its product arylsulfatase G-like. The transcript is spliced from 5 exons. The record is from RefSeq and is a predicted model, not a curated record. Lineage: Eukaryota; Metazoa; Arthropoda; Insecta; Orthoptera; Acrididae. Gene Ontology annotation, molecular function: arylsulfatase activity. The coding region runs from base 93 to 812 and encodes 239 amino acids.